AUGUGGGAGCUUGGUCUUGCAUUUGAGAGUGUUGACAAGUUUAGAGAAGCUCUUACUAGGUUUGUUGUUGAAGAAAAAGUUGUUGUGGAUAAAUAUGUUAAUCAACCAACAAGGGUGAGGUGUAAGUGCAAGGAUGGUUGUCCUUGGCAUCUGUUUGCUAGCUAUGACUCUGGGACUAAAGACUUUGUUGUGAAGAAGUACAUUCCAAUACACAUAUAUGAACCUACUAACAAGAACAAACUGUGCAACAGCAAGUACUUGGCUGAGAAAUUCAAAGACAGAAUAAGAAAGCAACCUAACAUUAGGAUAUUCAAGUUUCAACAGCUUGUAAGAAAAGAAUUAGGUUUGUAUGUUGGGAGAUCAAUUUGUAGGAAAGCAAGGAACAAGGUUUUGAAUGAUAUAAUGGGUGACCAUGUGCUGGAGUAUAGUAGAAUUUUGGACUAUAGAGAUGAAAUGCUUAGGUCUAAUCCUAGUAGUACAUGUGUUGUUAAACUAAGUGAAGAGACUUUCGAAGGUGGCAAGAAAAUAUUUGUUGGCUUCUACAUCUGUUUUGAUGCAUUGAAAAAGGCUUUUAAGGCUGGUUGUAGGCCCUGUAUUGGAUUGGAUGGAUGCUUCUUAAAGGGUAUUUACAAGGGGCAAUUGCUUGUUGCUGUCUGUAAAGAUGGUAACAACCAGAUGCUGCCUCUAGCUUGGGCAGUGGUUGAGGUUGAAAAUAAGUCCAAUUGGACUUGA
Messenger RNA from Nicotiana tabacum (common tobacco), 732 nucleotides. RefSeq lists its product as uncharacterized. The record is from RefSeq and is a predicted model, not a curated record. NCBI's taxonomy places the organism in Eukaryota, Viridiplantae, Streptophyta, Magnoliopsida, Solanales, Solanaceae.